UAAAGUCCCGGGAGCCGGUCCCGGGCAGCCGCUCAGCCCCCUGCCCCCCGCCGCCUGCUGGGCCGGCCGAGGAUGCAGCGCAGCGCCUCGGUGGCCAGGCUCGCUCCGCUCCAGCGUGCUUGCUAACUUCCCCGGCUCCGUCUCUGCCUGCCGGGGUCGCCCCGUGUCCCUGCGCCCUCCGGGUCUGGUUCUCUAAGCUCUCUGGGCGCUGCCUCCGGGUCCCUUGCAGCCCGCUCGCGAGCCCGCGCUCCCCUCCUGCGCCCCACCCUCGUCCUCACCAUGCUGUCCUUCGGCCUCGUGGCCGCCCUGCUGCUGGCCGCAGGGCCUCGGCCGAGCCUGGGCGACGAAGCCAUCCACUGCCCCCCUUGCUCCGAGGAGAAGCUGGCGCGCUGCCGCCCCCCCGUGGGUUGCGAGGAGUUGGUGCGGGAGCCUGGCUGCGGUUGUUGCGCCACUUGCGCCCUGGGCUUGGGGAUGCCCUGCGGGGUGUAUACCCCACGCUGUGGUUCAGGCAUGCGCUGCUACCCUCCCCGGGGGGUGGAGAAGCCCCUGCGUACAUUGAUGCACGGGCAAGGCGUGUGCACGGAGCUGUCGGAAAUCGAAGCCAUCCAGGAAAGCCUGCAGACCUCUGACAAGGAUGAGAGCGAACAUCCCAACAACAGCUUCAACCCCUGCAGUGCCCAUGAUCACAGGUGCCUGCAGAAGCACAUGGCCAAAAUUAGAGAUCGGAGCAAGAUGAAGGUCGUGGGGACACCUCGGGAGGAACCCCGUCCUGUGCCCCAGGGUUCCUGCCAGAGCGAGCUGCACCGGGCCCUGGAGCGGCUGGCCGCCUCGCAGAGCCGUACCCACGAAGACCUCUUCAUCAUCCCCAUUCCAAACUGUGACCGCAACGGCAACUUCCACCCCAAACAGUGUCACCCCGCCCUGGACGGACAGCGUGGCAAGUGCUGGUGUGUGGAUCGGAAGACAGGGGUGAAGCUUCCUGGGGGUUUGGAACCCAAGGGGGAGCUGGACUGCCACCAGCUGGCUGACAGCUUCCAAGAGUGAGACCUGCCAGCAGGUGGGGGACUCAGUGCCCCCUACUAGGCCCCUAUGCUCUGGGGCUGUGGAGUUGACCUGGCAUGGAGUUUUGGUCUGAGUCCUGGUUGUCUGCCUCUGGCCCUGCCCCAAGUUUCCCUUUGUGUGUGUGUGUGUGUGUGUGUGUGUGUGUGUGUGUGUGUGUGUUUAUAAGAUGUGCUCCACAGGGUAAGCCUGAGCCUCCAAGUGCCCACGAUGGACUUAGAUACCCCAAGAGGUCUGAGUGUAGCAAUAGGAAGUCCCAGUGUGUUUUCAAAUCAAUCUUGAAUUCAUUCAUUCAUUCAUUCAGUCAGUCAUCUGAAAACAUGUAUUGACAACAUACUAUGUGCCAGCUUUAGUUUUCAGCCCUGGGGAAGCCUCGUUCUGAUUUCCUCCGAUUGUGGCAUGUGAGGUGUUCCCAACUCGAGGCCCAUGGGAGAAGAGAAACCUCAUUCUUGGAGUGAGAGAGAAAGAAAGUGGUGAACAUUGAACGCUCUCCCUCUCCAUCUUGGCCAGAGUGUGGGAAGCCUCCACAGUAGAGGCUCACAACUCAUGAGACCCACCUCCGCUCUGUGCUGCAUAGAGCUCUUUCCUCAGGGCCUCCAGGGCACACGCUUGAGGGACAGGGCCCAUCUUUGGGUCUGGGUAUUUGGUUAUCCCACAGGGUCUUGCAGGUAGAUCUCCGCUGUGGGAAAGGAAUGGGUUGAGGAAGGCCGGAAGAACAAGGGGCAUGGAGGUGGGCUCAUCACUCUGAGCCAGCAGGAGAGAGGAAAGAAUGUGAGAUUGGAUUGUGUGUGUCUGAGGAAUAGCCCCAUUCUGGUCCCUAUUUGUGGUUACUGGUCAUGAAGUCAUCAGGAUGACCCUAUCUUUCCAGUUGCCCACCACCUGUGGCUCUGCCUCCGUCCCCAUAUUUCCCUUCCCUUAUACCUCCUGUCCCGCCCUCUCUACCCUCCACCCCACCCCUGGGCAUUUUCUGGCUUGCCUGGAUAGAUUUAGAGACCUGCUUGUUGGCUAUAAUGUCUUUUCAUUCUUUCUUCUUAUUUUUUUU
Molecule: messenger RNA, 2101 nt
Organism: Mus pahari (shrew mouse)
Lineage: Eukaryota; Metazoa; Chordata; Mammalia; Rodentia; Muridae
Gene: Igfbp4
Product: insulin like growth factor binding protein 4
Exons: 4
Coding region: 280-1044 (254 amino acids)
Biological process (GO): regulation of insulin-like growth factor receptor signaling pathway
Cellular component (GO): extracellular region
Molecular function (GO): insulin-like growth factor II binding; insulin-like growth factor I binding
Source: RefSeq, a predicted model, not a curated record